AUGAUGAAGAUUGGGGACCAGAUGCCAAAUCAUUGUUUCAUCAGCUCACCCACCACCAAAUGUACAGUUUCCUGCCAGGCUCAACUGGAUGUUCGUUAUGGUGCCGAUAAAGAAGCAGUUAUAAAGAGGGGAUGUACUAAUUUUAGGAACGAGCGUUUCACGAGCUCUGCUCAGAAUUCAGUAACAUACAUGUCUAGGAGGAAUGAAGAGAGGGCCAACUGUGGCCCGCCAUGGCAAUUGUUCUACCUCUCUGAAAUGAGUAAGAAACUGCCUGCCUCCUUUUACGAGAACCUCAUUUCGAAGUGGGAUACUGCUUACUGUUUGUAA
Messenger RNA from Helobdella robusta, 327 nucleotides. RefSeq lists its product as hypothetical. The coding region runs from base 1 to 327 and encodes 108 amino acids. The transcript is spliced from 2 exons. NCBI's taxonomy places the organism in Eukaryota, Metazoa, Annelida, Clitellata, Rhynchobdellida, Glossiphoniidae. The record is from RefSeq and is a predicted model, not a curated record.